UGAACUCGUUUCCGCACCUGCGCAGUCCACAUCUGACGACAGACACGUUGGUUGAGAGAGCAGCAUGGCGGACGACGCUGUGGAAGGUGUGAAGCCAAACAUUGAUGAAACACUCGAAGGUUCGGGCAGUGAAGAUGAUAACAGUCAGGUUAAUAGCGGUGAGAACGAAGUGGCAGUGAAGACCUUCAAGGAACUGGGUGUCACUGAGGUCCUCUGUGAGGCUUGUGAACAGCUGGGAUGGAAGACUCCAACUAAGAUUCAGGUAGAAGCUGUACCUGUAGCCCUGCAAGGGAAGGAUGUUAUCGGCCUGGCAGAGACCGGUUCAGGGAAGACGGGCGCCUUCGCUCUGCCCAUCCUGCAGUCCCUGCUGACCUAUCCCCAGAGGCUCCACACCCUCAUCCUCACCCCUACCAGAGAGUUGGCUUUUCAGAUCGCUGAGCAGUUUGAGGCUCUGGGCUCCAGCAUCGGUGUUAAAUGUGCUGUCAUAGUUGGAGGAAUCGAUAUGAUGUCCCAGUCCUUGGUGUUGGCUAAAAAACCACACAUUGUUAUUGCCACACCUGGUCGGUUGAUAGACCACAUGGAGAACACAAAGGGCUUCUCCCUACGAGCUCUCAAGUUCCUGGUCAUGGACGAAGCAGACAGAAUCCUCAACAUGGACUUUGAGACUGAGGUGGAUAAAAUCUUGAAGGUGAUUCCCAGAGAGAGGCGCACCUUCUUGUUCUCUGCCACCAUGACCAAAAAGGUCCAAAAACUACAGAGAGCAGCUCUGAAAGAUCCUGUGAUGUGUGCGGUGUCCACCAAAUACUCUACAGUAGACAAACUGCAGCAAUACUACGUCUUCAUACCAUCGAAAUACAAGGACUGUUACCUGGUGUCCAUCCUGAACGAGCUGGCCGGCAACUCAUUCAUGAUUUUCUGCAGCACGUGUAACAACGCCCAGCGGGUGGCGCUGUUGUUAAGAAACCUUGGCAUCACUGCUAUUCCUCUUCAUGGCCAGAUGAGUCAGAACAAACGUCUAGGAGCGCUGACCAAGUUCAAGUCCAAGUCUCGAUCGGUGCUGCUGGCGACCGACGUGGCGUCCAGAGGGCUGGACAUUCCUCAUGUUGACUGCGUCAUCAACUAUGACAUCCCCACUCACUCAAAGGACUACAUCCAUAGAGUGGGACGAAGCAGAGCAGGGCGGUCUGGGAAAUCCAUCACUUUUGUCACUCAAUAUGACGUGGAGCUGUUCCAGCGAAUUGAAUCUCUGAUUGGGAAGAAACUUCCUGCGUUCCCUACCCAGGAAGAUGAAGUGAUGAUGUUGGUAGAGCGGGUGAGCGAGGCCCAGAGGUUUGCUAGGAUGGAAAUGAAGGAGCAAAAUGAGAAAAAGAAAAGGCCCAGAGGAGCAGACGGAGAUGGGGAUGACACAGAACAAGCAAGCGGGGUGAGGAAGAAAGUGAGAGGAGGCGGAAGAGGAGGAGGGGGAGGAGAAGAAAGAGGAGGGAUGAAGAAGAGGGGGGGAGCAGCAUGGAGGGGAGGGCGCUGAAGCCUCCGACAUUAACAAACUGUACAUAACAAUGCAAUGUCUUUCUUGUUUUCGAUGUAAAUCUUGAUCAUGACGACACCAUGUUUUCCAACAUUUAGUAUGGAAGCUAUUUAAAGAAACAGUGUGUACGAUUUGGCAGAAUCUAGUGGUGUGGUUGCAGAUUGCAACCAACUGAGUACCCCUCCUCUCACUCCUCCCAUUCCAAGAAUGGUAACGUGAGCCGCCGAGUGCAAAACUGUGGUAACGCCUACAUGAGCCCUACUGUUUCCACCCGGACAAAAAUUAUAAUAUAUAUAUUAACAUAUGCCUGCGACCGACAUAACAUUGUUUGAGCUGCGCUCGCCAUGCAUCACAUCAAGCAACGAAAAGCUGGUGCAGCGCAAGCCAUUGGAAAUAAUGGGUUUCAGAGAGCAGUGUCGCAGUUGUCGUGUUGUGUCUGAAAAGGACUACAGUGAGUGAGAGACGGAUAAAGAAAUAGGGAGUACUAAGAGAAAGAACUACUCAAGCAGGGGCAAAAUAAUGAAUGAAUGAAGUCAUAAAAACUGAUGAAUAUUAGUUUGCCAGAGAUUCUUCAAGUUCACACCAGUGAAUUAUUUAGUUUGCUUUACUGAGAAUUAAAAGUACGCCUUUUUAACAUAAAAUUGUUAUUUCAGUGUACUUAUUAUUUUGUUAUUUUCAUUCUUUUAAAGUCACCAGAAUGCAGGAAACAAAGUCUCUGAAACUCAGCCCCCCUCUUUGGAUUUGAAAUCCACCCUAUUUUUGAGGUUUCAAGGUUGCCAAGUACGCUAAUAGAUCCCCCGAAAUGUAACACACUGUUCCUUUUAAUUACAGAAACAUGCUUUCUCUGCCGCCUCUCUAUGAGAUUUUUUUCCAUUUGUAAUAAAAUGCCACUGUAAAAAAACAAA
Molecule: messenger RNA, 2430 nt
Organism: Sebastes umbrosus (honeycomb rockfish)
Lineage: Eukaryota; Metazoa; Chordata; Actinopteri; Perciformes; Sebastidae
Gene: ddx47
Product: DEAD (Asp-Glu-Ala-Asp) box polypeptide 47
Molecular function (GO): RNA helicase activity; nucleic acid binding; ATP binding
Source: RefSeq, a predicted model, not a curated record